Magnusiomyces paraingens is the source of this 783-nucleotide messenger RNA. RefSeq lists its product as uncharacterized. Gene Ontology annotation, molecular function: spermidine synthase activity. The transcript has 2 exons. Lineage: Eukaryota; Fungi; Ascomycota; Dipodascomycetes; Dipodascales; Dipodascaceae. Gene Ontology annotation, cellular component: cytosol. The record is from RefSeq and is a predicted model, not a curated record. Gene Ontology annotation, biological process: spermidine biosynthetic process. The coding region runs from base 1 to 783 and encodes 260 amino acids.
AUGCCUAUUCAUGCUGUCCUCGUUUUUGAAAGUACGAAUCAUGGAAAUAUUUUAGUUUUAGAUGGUGUCAUUCAGGUUGCUGAACGUGAUGAAUUUGCUUAUCAAGAGAUGCUUACACAUUUGGCUUUGAACUCACAUCCCAACCCAAAAAGAGUUCUUGUUGUUGGAGGUGGUGAUGGUGGUGUUUUGCGUGAAAUUGUUAAGCAUGAAUGUGUGGAAGAAGCGAUUCUUGUUGAAAUUGACGAUGUUGUUUUAGAUGUGGCUUCUAAAUACCUUCCUAAUAUGUCAUCUGCUUUCAAGCAUCCAAAAGUCACAGUAAACGUUGGAGAUGGCUUUAAAUAUCUUGAAGAUAUUUCUAAAGAAACGGAUGACUCCAAGAAGUUUGAUGUUAUAAUCACCGACUCCUCCGAUCCUGAAGGUCCCGCCCAACAGUUGUUCCAGCAAUCUUUUUACAAACUACUUUACAAUGCACUUUCGGAAAAUGGAAUAGCAUCAUGCCAGGUUUCUGAGAAUGAAUGGCUUAAUCUUGAUCUCAUUCGUGAUUUAAAAACAUCAUGUAAAUUAGUAUUUCCAGUGGUAGAAUACUCUUAUACAUGUGUUCCAACUUAUACCUCAGGUCAACUAGGCCUUUUUGUCUGCAGCAAGGAUCCUAAUUUAGACGUUAAAAAGCCUCUUAGAGUUUGGGAUGAAGAAACAGAAGAAUCGAUAAAUAAGUAUUACAACAAAGAAAUGCAUGAAGCCUCCUUUGUUUUACCAACUUGGGCCCGAGAUAAACUGAAGUGA